Molecule: messenger RNA, 1229 nt
Organism: Cuscuta europaea
Lineage: Eukaryota; Viridiplantae; Streptophyta; Magnoliopsida; Solanales; Convolvulaceae
Source: the annotation of a GenBank genome assembly
GCCGUCAAACCAACUCCAAAUCUGCAAAUCACAAUUUUUUGCUCGCCUCCUCCUGUGUUGCUUGUCCAAUCAUUUGUCAGGGAUCUAAUUAAGCUCUCCGAUUACAGAUUCAAUGGAAACGAAGCAAUCUGAAAGAGAAGAACUUUCGCCACUGCAAGCUGUCUUGGUUGGCGCUCUAGCUCCAGGCGUCAAUGCUCCAACUUGGAAUGCUUUGAAGAUUGCAUUCCUGAUGCUGGCAGUGUGCCUGGCUGCUAUGCUGGGAUUGGCUUUCUCUUCAAGUGACUAUAUGUUGACUCUCCAUGUGACUUUCCUUGUUUUUAUAACUGGGAGCCUUUUCUGUAUGCUUUGCAGGUUUCUUGCCGAGACUGGUUUGGUUUCCCCUGAACAUCAAAUGCAGGAAAUAGGCUUAGCACCCAAAGAUGAUGCAGAUAAAUACAAGAGCAGUUGAAGUUUUUUGAAUUUGAAAUUUUGAGGACAAAUUCUUGUGAAAAAAUAGAGUACGCGCACGACUACUACAAGCAUACAUUUAUAUAAGGGAGGAAAUGAAAUGAACCUUUAAGAACAUUUCUGAUCGGUACCCAUUCCCAAAGCAUCUUAUCCUGAGUGGGUGAGUGGCUGCCUUAUUCUCACUUUGGUACUUUCUCCUUGUAGCAGAAUCAUUAAACAAAGAGUGGUAGUUGAAGCAAGGAUAUGCCUUUUCUUUUGAGCCACCCAUUGAUGUUCUGUUGAGAGUUAUGAGACCACUUAGUACCACUUUGAUCGGAUUUUAAGCAUUCUAAACAACCUGUGAAUCAUGCUUCUUAGUCUUAUUGGGGCAUGUCAUUUGUUGGACAGAUUGCUUUUCGUGGACGACUGGACGGGUGUUCCGCCUAAUUGUAUUGUAGAUGCUUCAUGUACCGAUCUUGGGAGUAAUAUGUAAGUUUAUUAUUUAAAGAAUAAGGUAGUGUACGGUUCUUAAUGUUGAAACUCCUACCUUUUUUCAGGUUAAUCAUUUCAUUGGCUAUGGUGAGAUAACAAUUUUUUAUCUUUCGAUAAUUGUAACAAUCUAUAUCAAUAAAUAUGCUAGUUGUGCCACGCGCAUUGCGCAACGGGAAGAUGUCCAUUAUGACUUCAGUAGUGUUUUCAUGAUUUGUUCUUGGUUGGUACUAUUUUAUGUAUAGUAUGAACUGGCGCACACAAAUGUUGUUGGAUUGAACACACCAUAGUUAUUGAAAUGAAUAAGUUAAACA